AUGGGUAUCGAUAUCAACCAUAAGCACGACCGCAAGGUCCGUAGGACAGCUCCAAAAAGUGAGGAUCCCUAUCUCAGAAUCCUUGCCAAGUUGUACACAUUCUUGGCUAGACGAACAGGGGAGAAGUUCAACAACAUCAUCAUGAGAAGGUUAUUCAUGUCGAGACGAUUCCGCGCCCCGCUUUCUAUUGCUCGUAUCACUCGGAUGUUGAAAAAGGAAGGCAAUGCUGGCAAAAUUGUUGUUUCGUGUGGAACCGUCACUGAUGAUGCUCGCCUCUAUGAAGUGCCGAAAUUCACGCUUGCCGCCUUGAAAGUCACGGAUUCGGCUCGUGCCCGCAUCCUCAAAGCCGGAGGCGAGGUCAUCACCUUUGAUCAGUUGGCUCUUCGGGCGCCCAAAGGAGAGAAUACUCUUCUGAUACAGGGACCUCGCAAGGCUCGCGAAGCGGAAAAGCAUUUUGGACCAGCUCCUGGAGUUCCCCACAGUCACACAAAGCCAUACGUCCGCUCGAAAGGGCGCAAGUUCGAACGUGCCCGAGUUCUUCUCGAGGAUGAUAGUCGUAAGGUCGCCCAAGAUAUGACUAUGAAAGACCCAUUCUUGAAGUUUCGAGGGAAGGAGAAGAUUAACUGGGAAGAUGUGGAAGCUUACAAAGCUGAUCAAGCUCGGGUCGGACCUGGUGAACAAGGACAACCUGUGACUCUUCCAAAGGACCCGCUUGUAGAAAAAGAAGCCUUGGCUUUGUACAAAGCAAACGGAUACAAUGCCUACAUAUCCGAUUUGAUACCGCUCAAUCGAUCCAUGAAGGAUAUCCGACAUGAAGGCUGUAAAUCAAUGAAAUAUAAUUCUGAACUUCCUACGGUCUCUGUCAUCUUCCCUUUUCAUGAGGAGCACAACUCCACUUUGUUACGAUCUGUUUAUUCAAUCAUCAACCGUUCACCGAAGCACCUGCUCAAGGAGAUAAUUCUUGUGGACGAUUUUAGUGAGAAGCCGUUUUUGAAAAAACCUCUAGAAGACUUUCUGAAACGAAACAAGCUAGAUCAACUUGUGCAGAUCGUGCGGACGAAAACUAGAGAGGGACUUAUUCGUGCUCGUCAGUUCGGCGCUGAGAAGGCAACAGGAGAUGUACUGAUUUUUCUUGAUGCCCAUUCUGAAGCCAACUAUAAUUGGUUGCCUCCUUUGCUUGAUCCUAUCGUCGAAGACUACAGGACAGUUGUCUGCCCUUUUGUUGAUGUCAUAGAUUGUGAGACAUAUGAAAUCCGUCCUCAGGACAAUGGUGCCAGAGGUUCGUUUGAUUGGGCUUUCAACUAUAAAAGACUGCCGCUCACGAAGAAGGACCGCGAGAAUCCUACAAAACCGUUUCCAAGUCCUGUGAUGGCUGGCGGGUACUUCGCUAUCUCAACAAAAUGGUUUUGGGAGCUAGGAGGUUACGAUGAAGGUCUUGAUAUAUGGGGUGGUGAACAAUAUGAGCUGAGUUUCAAGGUGUGGCAGUGCCACGGAAGAAUGGUAGAUGCCCCUUGUUCUCGUGUUGGGCAUAUCUAUCGCUGUAAAUACAUGCCCUUCAAAAAUGCCGGUAAAGGUGACUUCAUUAGCAGAAAUUACAGACGGGUAGCCGAGGUUUGGAUGGAUGAGUACAAACAUAACCUUUAUAAGCACCGCCCAGGUGUUGGAGAUGCUGACACUGGUGACCUUUCCAAACAACUGGCCGUUCGGGAACGCUUGAAAUGCAAAUCUUUCGACUGGUUUAUGAAAGAAAUUGCGUUUGAUCAGGACAAGUACUAUCCAGCAGUGGAGCCUAAGCCAUCGGCCAGUGGAGAACUGCGCAACAAAGCGGCUAGACUUUGUGUUGACACACAGUUCAAGCAGUCUCAGCAACGUUUUGGGCUCCGGAAGUGUAUAAGUGACGAUCCGAACUCGGGUGGCGAACAAAACCUUCGCAUUACCCGAUGGCAUGACAUUCGUCCCGAAGGACGUAAUGUUUGCUUUGACGUGUCUACAUCAGAGGACAAAGCUCCUGUUGUGCUGUUUGAUUGUCACAGUCAGAAAGGCAAUCAGCUGUUCAAAUAUCGUAUAGAGACUCAAAUGAUUUAUCAUCCUGUUUCAAAUCAAUGUUUAACCGCUGAGACUGAUGGAUCCGGCUUUGUUUUUAUGCGUAAAUGUGACAACGAUUCACCUAAUCAAAAGUGGACGUGGCAGGUAUUGGACGAAAAGUUGCUCAAUGAGCGACAAAACGCAGAACCAUUAGAAGAGGAGUAAAAAGCAUCUAAUUCGUGAGAUGUCAAAAGAGAUCUCAUCUUUACCUCAACGUCGUAAAUAUACGCAGCAUGACUUAGUUGUUGCAAUUCCGUUGUAUAACAUAUAUCUCAACUCUUCUUUGUUCUUUUUUUUGCAUUUUUGCUCGUUUUUUGCUCUUGGGCUUGCCUUUUCCAUAUCGACUGAGCUUAGCCAAAUGUGAAUUUUUACGGUCGAUGUCAUUCCUCGGUGUCUUACUGCACAUCAUUGUGAGAAUUUAUUCACUUCAAAUAGGAUUGUAUUACGAGCUUUAUUUUUACAAUUGUCAUUGCGAUUUUUUAUGUGCUCAUUAAUACGUACAGGACUGUGAUUGUAAUUAUGUUUACAAUGAAAGUGUGAAAUUAGUUA
Messenger RNA from Cylicocyclus nassatus, 2634 nucleotides. The record is from the annotation of a GenBank genome assembly. Lineage: Eukaryota; Metazoa; Nematoda; Chromadorea; Rhabditida; Strongylidae.